Messenger RNA from Leptidea sinapis, 2744 nucleotides. RefSeq lists its product as uncharacterized. The transcript is spliced from 2 exons. The record is from RefSeq and is a predicted model, not a curated record. NCBI's taxonomy places the organism in Eukaryota, Metazoa, Arthropoda, Insecta, Lepidoptera, Pieridae. Bases 190 to 726 code for a protein of 178 amino acids.
GGUGUACUGUCAUUUGGCGAGCGGUCGUCGCGCUGCGCGCACGCUCCACCGGCCAUCUUGGAAACAUUUAUUUUUGUUACAUUUGUGCCUUCUGCACUCACCGCUAUCGAGGACGAACUGCGCGCUUUCAGUGCUAGUGUUUCGAGCUUUGUUUUUGUGAUCAAAUCAAUCAGUGAUUUAUUUGUGUUGAUGAUGUUUAUGUCUGGAUUCUUUAUUCUCUCUCCUGAAAUAUCAGCGAGAAUGACUCCGCAAGAGGAACGUGAGAGUUCGCGUGGAGGCGAGAUAGCGGACGCGUUCGAGGAUGACAUGUUUGGUCCAUCGCGGACUGAGCCUGCCGCGCGUCCCAAGUUGUCCAUGAUCUCCGCCAGGCUGCGCGCCAACGAGGAACGCAAGCGUGUCAUCGAGAUCUGCUCGCAGAAGCUAGAGAAUAUAGAAGACCCCGCCCGCGAUCUGCGGCGAUCAGUCUGCAUCAAUAAUACGUACUGUCGGCUGAGCGAGGAAGCGAGAAGAGAGAAAGAAGCCAGGCGACGUCGGGCGAGAGAAGAAUGCGACGAUUCCUGGAUAGGGAAGAAGGCCCGGCGCGCUGUUGAAGACGAGUGCUUAGCGUUGCUGGACGCAAUCCCUGAACUUGGCGAUGCUAAUCUUGGUUGCGCACAGCUGGCGCGGCAGAUGCCCCGACAAGACGUGAUGCUGCCCCCAGGUCUGCUGACGGUGAUGGACUCGUGACCGCGUCGCUCUACGCAUCUACACACGCCGCUGUGAUGCCAGCCAAGUGAGAAUUGCUCGGGCGAGGUCACAGUCGAGUCGCUGACCGACUUACCGGACGCGUUCUGACCGAACUCGCCCGAACCGCCCGCCACGUUCCGGCUCCUGUCACCCGCCACUUCGCAAGUCGCCACCAGCCCCACACCUGAUGGAGCGGUACUGGACAUCGAUGAUUGUACACACGUUACCCCACGAACGUUUAGCCAAUUCUAUUAUUAAGAUGAGUACUUAGAAGUGGUUUUAUUAUUUAGUGAAAGUUGCUCAGGCGCUAGAGACGGGCGCGAACCGCGAUCAGUUUGACAACUUAUUGGAGGACUUUUGCGAUGUAAAGUUCACGGGAUUGUGAGGAAAGUAAAGGAUAACUUCGGAGUUUAGCCUUAAGCCACGUUUCAUUUAUGUUAUUGUACUAAAAGUAGUUUAAUUUAGAUAAAUAUUAAGACGGUUAAGUGAUAGUGCAAAAUAACUGGGAACGGUUACGCGUGAUAAUGUAUAACCAUUAGUCCUCAGUAACUUAUUUAUAGCUCCGAGUGAGAUUAGAUAUGUUUAAGAUGCGUUUGAUACAAGAAUUCUCCAAACGAAUAAUAAUUAUUCGAUAAAGUUUGAAAGUAAAAGCCGAGUGCAGUGCGCUAUGAAGCGCGAGAGAGCGCGCUUCUGCCGUCUCGCUCGCACGUCUAGUGAACGAUUCUUGUUACGUAUAUGACAUGGCCGUAACAAAGGAAAAAACACUUUAUUCGCUAUGACGUGAGGCACUUCGCGGUACUUGGGUACCACAUCGGUGAUAUGACCUUACUCGCGUACAAGAUAUCCAAACGUUGUUCCAAACCUUGGAUUAAAUGUUGCAUUUUACAAGUCUGAAUCAUAUUAAUUUUAUUAAUGUGUUUUGUUUUGCGCUUUGUAUCUUUAUAUGUAUAUUUUAGUUACCUUGUCCAAUUAUUUACGCUUUGUUACCACACGUGAAAUUGGUUACUACUUCAUUUAUUUUGUACUUAUUAUUAUUUAGCGAAUAUUUAGCUGUGUUGUCAUUGUUAUUUUAUUUUAGGCGAACGUUUUAGUUGAAAUGUAACGGUAUUGCUAACAGAUGGUUGUGCAAUAGACUAGGUUCUAAUGCGUUGUGCAAUUUUGUGAGGAAAUUGUAUUGAAAUCUUAAUUGUCGCAAAAUAUUGUAUGAGCCGGUUAUACCCCUCUGAAUAGCAAGUAGGCACCUGUAGUAAGUCGUCCGGGUAUAGGGAGGAGGGGGUAUAAUGGGGUGGCAUGGGGUAAAGUGGGGCAAAGCUAACCGUUCCCAGCACUACUGUGAUAUUAGCCUAGCCUGUAUGUUGUAUUUGUGCUAGUUCCCUCAUCUUUUAGAUUUUGUGCUAUGUACAAAGGCUUCAAGAGAUUUAAAACUUACGGCCAUUUUAUACGGAUAGCCCGACUUAAUGUAAUUAUACCCGAUAAUUGUAAUAAAAUAACGUCUUUUGCGUUAAUAAAACAACGUGUGUAGUUUUACAGAUGAAGAUUUUAAAUGCUUAAUAUGUCUCUUCGAUUAGAAGAACGGAUAUAUGUAUUAUAAUAAAUGUUAUCAUCGCUCGGCGAAAAGAGCGAGACGGAUAUAUUGAUACGUAUUCUUACAAAAUAAGUUCGGAAUGUUGUACUAUUUGUUAUAUGUCAACCAUUUUAAAAUCUCUCCUUCGAUGAUUGUUAUGAAAUCCCUUUAGCUUAGGGCAUUAUGUAAGGAACCACUAAAACGCACAUUAUGUAGUUAUUAUCAUACAGUCAAGACAAGAUUCAAAGAUUUUUGUAUAAAUAAUGUUAAUGAUGACGUCACGUUUUGGUGUUGCCUGUUGUUAAUAUAAUGUUUAAUACAAAAGUGUUAAUGCUAAUUAAAGGCACAGGUCGUUGUCCAAGUCCUGUCUCGUGACUCAUUCACUUAAAACAAAGCGUAUGUUUCAUAAAAUUAUAAAAUGGAUUCUUGUAAAUAAAAUCGUUUUUAGUUUUCA